CACUGAUCACCUUGGUAGUCGCGUCCACCUCACAGAAACACAACAGCCAUGGGGUCCCGACAGCAGAGAGUGAUGGUUCAGCCCAUCAACGUGAUCUUCAAAAACUUGCAGCAGCGAACGAAAGUCGUCAUAUGGCUUUACGACAAUAUAGACAUGAGGAUCGAAGGACGCAUCAUUGGGUUCGACGAAUUCAUGAAUCUCGUUAUGGACGAAGCCACAGAGGUCUACGUUAAAGAUGCAAAACCACGACGAGAACUCGGUCGUAUUCUGCUAAAAGGCGACAACAUCACUCUUAUCCAGCCAAUCGUCGGAUGACGAUGACUCUGAUCUGUAAAAACGAUCCCCCCCCUGCGUACGCCCGGACA
Messenger RNA from Pisolithus orientalis, 365 nucleotides. RefSeq names its product Sm-like ribonucleoprotein. The record is from RefSeq and is a predicted model, not a curated record. The coding region runs from base 49 to 315 and encodes 88 amino acids. Lineage: Eukaryota; Fungi; Basidiomycota; Agaricomycetes; Boletales; Pisolithaceae. Gene Ontology annotation, cellular component: U5 snRNP; U2 snRNP; precatalytic spliceosome. Gene Ontology annotation, biological process: spliceosomal snRNP assembly; mRNA splicing, via spliceosome. Gene Ontology annotation, molecular function: RNA binding. The transcript has 5 exons.